Scleropages formosus (Asian bonytongue) is the source of this 6378-nucleotide messenger RNA. Its product is annotated as suppressor of tumorigenicity 7 protein-like. Gene Ontology annotation, molecular function: protein binding. Lineage: Eukaryota; Metazoa; Chordata; Actinopteri; Osteoglossiformes; Osteoglossidae. The transcript is spliced from 12 exons. Bases 35 to 1357 code for a protein of 440 amino acids. The record is from RefSeq and is a predicted model, not a curated record.
CUCGCACCGCUAUCCCACAGUUCCCCGGGGCACGAUGGCGGAGGCCGGUGCCGCGAGCCCUCAGUCUCCGCGCUUCACCGAGAGGCUCAAGCGGUGUGUCUGCUGCUCGUGGCCGUGCGUGUGCGCGCUUUGGGUGGCCGCGCUGCUCGCUCUCGUGUGCGCGCUGCGGAGCCCCCUGAAGCUGCAGGAGGCGCUGUCUGCUGCAUCCGUGUUCCUGAACACGCUGACGCCCAAGUUCUACGUGGCGCUCACGGGGACGUCGUCGCUCAUCUCGGGCCUCAUACUGAUAUUCGAGUGGUGCUACUUCCGCAAGUACGGCACCUCCUUCAUAGAGCAGGUCUCUGUGAGCCACCUGCGCCCCCUGCUCAGUGGGGGGGAGGGCGGCCCCAGCCCUGCAGGCCUCUUCUCAGUCAGUGGGGACAGCGAGUCGAGGCCCAGCGUUUCAGAAUGCAAAGUGUGGAGGAACCCGCUGAAUUUGUUCAGAGGAUCAGAAUACAGCAGGUACACAUGGGUGACGGGCAAGGAGCCGCUGACUUACUAUGACAUGAACCUCUCAGCACAAGACCAUCAGACAUUUUUUAGCUGUGACACCCAGCAGCAGCUCAGGCCCGAAGAUGCAGUGAUGCAGAAAGCCUGGAGAGAGAGGAACCCCCAAUCCCGCAUCAAGGCAGCCUAUCAGGCCAUUGAACUCAACAGCGAGUGCGCCUCUGCAUAUGUGCUCUUGGCCGAGGAGGAGGCCACCACCAUUGCGGAGGCCGAGCGCCUCUUUAAGCAGGCUCUUAGGAACGCUGGAAGAGACACCAACCUGCUGGUGUACAUCAAGCGCCGCUUGGCCAUGUGCGCACGCAAGCUGGGAAGGGUCAAAGAGGCCGUGAAAAUGAUCAGAGAGCUGAUGAAAGAAUUCCCACUACUGGGAAUGCUGAAUAUCCAUGAAAACCUGCUAGAGGCGCUUCUCGAGAUGCAGGCCUAUGCAGACGUGCAGGCGGUGCUGGCGAAAUACGAUGAUAUCAGCCUGCCCAAGUCAGCCACUAUAUGCUACACGUCUGCCCUGCUCAAAGCACGUGCCGUCUCUGACAAGUUCUCUCCAGAGGCAGCAUCAAGGAGGGGCCUCAGUACGGCUGAGAUGAACGCAGUGGAGGCCAUCCACAGGGCUGUAGAGUUCAACCCACAUGUACCUAAGCCAUUUUGUAUGAGUGAGACACCAGGGGGUGUCCUUGGCUCAGGAGUGCAGCAAACACCAUCUCAAGCACUAAAGAUCACUGGGUUGUUCAGCUGUAGUCUAGAGGGGCAAGUCCAUGUUUUCCAGCACUCCUUCCUGACUUGGAGCUCAGAACGGAAGGUAAGUGGGUUCAGCUGAGCCGAGUUGAUGAUUCGCUUAACAGAAACUUCAAGGACUCAUUUGUGGCCCUUCAGGCCCACCACUGACCAUCCAUAGAGAAUCUCAGCUGCUGUGUAAGGUAUACCUCGUAAUAACGCGACAUACAGUAUGUAUGGGAAAGAACCUCCACUUGAAGAUGAAGUUGGCUUAGUUUAAGUAUAAGCGUAUAAAUAAAUAUUUCUCUAAGCUGAGUACUGCAAAAAAAAAAUCAGGUCUGCACAUUGUGCAUAUUCAGUUUAGUUUUUCAGGUGGCACAGCAGUGGUCAGUCGGUUUUAGAUUCUGUGCGGCAGGGGCUGGCACUAAACAUCGUGAAUAAAACAGCCACAAAUGCAAAUACGGCUCGAUGCUGAAUUGUUGAGGCGAGGGAGCGCCCAGCGCCUUCAUGUUUGCUUUAAUGUCCUGGAACUAAUUUUGCUGGAGAUGUGGCGGACCCACAGGAGGUGUCUGAACCGGCAGCUGGAGUGCUACCUCACCUCGGCCCUCACCCCUACCCCUGGGGAAGCCUUUCCCAGCAGCCUAGCUCACGCUCGCUGUUUGCGUAUACUUACACAUGAGGACUGUGUAUCUCUGACCCAAUGGCCUGCUGACCUCCCCAGGCGGACAAGCACUGAGAGCCAGUCGACGCAGGCCCCGACUCCUGGCUCAAAGAAGCACCAGAUAGUGCUUUCGGCACCCGCCGGACCUCCACACCCUGCCUAGUUCAUACACGUCAUCUGGGGGGGCUCGGGGAGAGAGCCAGGGGCCAAGGGGGUGAUGUCCACUUGGAUAGCCCAGUGGGACCUAGAAGGGGAGGUCAUCUGAGUCCAGUCUGAUUCACGCCAUGCUCAUGAACCCCUCUGGCUCCACCCAGCUCUAGUGUGUGACGGUAUUGGCUGUUUGCAGCGUUGGUUUUGAGACGGUGAUAACAGAAUAGUUUGUCUCCAGCAUUUUGAGUAGGUCUCUCGGAAGAGGUGAGGUUUUCUGCUUGUUCUUUCUCACCUCCCCCAAUGCCAAAGUCAGCAGUUGCCUGGGCCCUGUUUUCUUAGAUGCAGCACCGAGCAGAUCUUCAAAUCCCGGUGAAGAGCUCUUCCCACGGGGAUUAGACAGGGACGCCUCGGGGGUGUGGGUAACAGACUGCUGCAUCCCCUCAAAUUCCUCACCAAGGCCAUGAUCUCCGUGACUUUCCCAUCCUGCCGCUUGGGGUUCUGCUCAUGCACAAUCGAGAGAAACUUGUGCUCGUUCAGUCCCGCUGUGGUUUGUGUUCUCUACUUCAUUCAAUGGACCUGGAGGCCAAAGCAGCUUCAGAAGCCGGUGCUUCAGCUUGUGUGUUCUAAACCUUCACUUGGCACAGCAUUAACUUUGGAAAAACAAAACUUAUUCCACCAGUUAGUUCUCUCUAACAAGCACAAGAGUUAUCCCCCAGAAGACAUGUCUGCAUUUCUGCAGGACCACUUCCUUAGGAUCAGUGACUUAUUUAGUUUUUAAGAUGCCAGGGAAUAUAAAAAUGUACCCGUUAGCUGUGUGUAGUCUAUAACUUUAGCCGGAUUUAGACGAUUAUUUCAUGUCACCUGUCUCCAGCACUCCCUGCUUUCACCAUCUCAGACUGAGAGUGAGGAGCCAGCAGAUUUACAGCGGUCCACUUGUCUCUCCAUAUCAACAUAAGGUCCAUUGUGACUCUCAAUAGACCCAAAGGGACCAGCUGUUCCUUCGGUCCCAGGUCCUGCCCCUCCUCAAUAAACUACCACCACCAGGAUGAUGGGUGGAGACUAAAGUAAUCCGAGGUAAAUCAUGGGCGCAUUCGCACUGCCCCUUUGGCCCCUUAUGGCCAACUGUUUGAAGAAGAACUUGGUUUUCUUAGCCUCAAAUGGAUCGACACACUUCUGUCUCAAAGUUUCAAAGGUGUCGGGGGAAAACCCCCAGUCUAAUAGGGUUUGCAGGGGGGGGUCAGUAACAAGUGAAUUUGUGAUCCGUAGUCGUGAAUAGGGGGCUUUUGCUGUUCUCUUAUUUUUGUGACAGAGUUACUGAUAGAUGUGCUGUAGAUCUUGUGUCCUGAAGCACCCUUGCGGAUGAAUCUGCAUCAGCUACUUUGCCAGACAUUGAUAUCUGUUUUGAGAAUUCAGCUCAGAAACUGGUGUUUCCUUUGCAUGUUGGAUUUACGGAAACUGAGGUGGUCCCAACUUUAUAUAAACUUUGAUUGAGAUACAUGGAAAUCCUGUGUAAUGGGAACCACCGUUCCAAAGUAGUGUGUGCACACCUGUGUCCCUGGCUGCUCACUGCACACACAGUCUUUCAAUGGCACAUGCCUUCCAUUGUGUCACACGCUGCAGAUUAGAGCCAGGCAGGCCUCAUGCCCUCUGUUUAGGCUUAAGGAUGGCUCGGGGAUAAAAAGAGGGGUAAUGUCAGUGAAACUCAAUCCUAUCAUGAAAGGGCCCAGUUGAGGGGGGCAAUGCUAGGGCAGGCAAGCAAUGAGGUGUAACGCUCUGUCAUCACCUGCACCACUCCACGUUGUUGCUACUCCGUCACUGAAAGUGAAACGAACUCUGAGCCCAGGAAUCACUUUGUGCUGCUGCAUAUAGACCCUACUGCCAUAGAUAGAUAGAUAGAUAGAUGAAAUUUCAUUGAUCCCACAGGAAGUUGCACAAGGCUACAACAGCAUGUGUGUAUUUAGAGUAUGAAAGUGUGCAACUGGAAAGUGUGCGGAAAAAAUAAAAAGCAGCAUUUACAGCUCACAUGGGCCCCUCCCUGUACCUACAUGUAUGUAUGGAUAUUAGUAUGUAUUCAGGUUUUUUUUUUUUUGAGGAGGGGGUGUCGUGUCACUUUUUUAUUUGAUCUGAAGCUGUGAAUAAGUCCUCAUGUAUUUUGCUACCAACUGAGACCUCACCCAAGAGACUGGACAAAGAGAAAUGUUUGUUACAGGUGCCCUGGUGGUCAAUGGAUAACAAGCUUUUGGCCACCUGUGUCGCUGUGGGUAUUGUACAAAUUAAUGUUCUGCAUUGUAGCCUAUUAGAGCAGUAUCGCAUCUCCUUUUUCCGACAGUACCUUUGAGCUGGGCCUCACAGUGCUUCUACCUUUGGAUGGAGGGUUUUCUUACUAGCUCUCUUGGCUCAGAUUCCCAGCACAGUGCUUGCACUCCCCCUUCUGCUGCCCCUCUGGGCAGUCCCUCUGACUCACAGAGCAUGGCCUGGGGGGAUUAAGGGGGAUUAGGAAGCUUGUAGCCCUCCAAAAGUGUCAGUCUGAGACUUGCUGCAAUAUGAAUCAGCCUGCCUGGAAGGGGAUUUGCGGAACUGUGUGGGGAGGGCAUAACUAGGCUUAGCACAUGAAGACCUGUCCUCCUUUGAUGAACCGCGGUUGACCACAGCAGACAGGCAAGGACAAGCUAUUGGGGUGGUGAGAAUGUUGAGUGUGGAGGUAGUUUAUAUUAUAAAGAGCAAAUAAGAAGUGCCUUCUGUACAUCCCAUUUGAUUGGUAUAAUUUCCUCAGUUUGAAACUUUCACUAGUUUGGAAUUGAGUAAGAAUGAAGGCAACAGGCAGUACCUGGUCACAAAGCAUGGAGCUUAUUCAAAGGCUUACACUGGCUUUUGUUUUUAGCCAAGGGAAGGCCAUCAUGUUCCUCAGUUUUCUCUUUUACCAUAUCCAGAUAGAUGCAGCGAUUCAUACUAUAAACUAUAAGUAAAGAAUACUUGCUGAAGCAGCAUUUGUGCUGUUUUAGUCAUUGUUAGAAAUAUCUCAAGCUAUGAAUUAAUAAGUCAAAUGGUUUCAGAGGGAGAAAAUACAGCCACUCUUUUCACAAGACAAUCUAAGUUACACAUUCUGUUAAUCCAUUCAUUUACAUUCAGUUGAUGCCUUUCUCCCAAGCAACCUACAAUUAUUCUCCUCAUUUAUAUGCCUGUGUAAUAUUACUGGCGCAAUCUGAGGUAAGUGCCUUGCUCAGAGGUACUAGAACUGGGGAUGGGAUUUGAAGCUGUGGGUCGAAAGGCAACAGCACCAACCACUACACUACCAGCUACUCCCAUUUUUAAAAAGGCUUAUUCUGGUGAGGGCUGCAGUGGAAAAAGGUCAAACAAAGCAGACUCUUCAGCAGCAGUCUCAAACUCCUCUCUGGUAUGAUCCCCAGGUGUUCCCAUGUCAGCCGAGAGAUUUAGUCAUCCAUCGUGUCAGGGGUCUGUCCCAGAGCCUCCUUGCAGUGUUGUAUCUCUAAUAUGCUUUGAAUAGGACACAUUCUGGAAGCAUUCUAAUUAAAUAACCCUAAUCCAACCUCAACUGGCAUCUCCCAAUCUGGUCAACUCGUAGCACUAAUCUGUAAGUUUCUUUAUCACUGAGCUCAUUAUUCACUCAUGUGAAGCCUGCCACCCUGCAGAGGAGCUUAAUGCCUUCUGUUUCCACCCACAGUUUUGAUCUUUUGGUCACUAUUUAAAAGUUACAACUGUAGGUGUGGAUUUGGAUGGAGACUGAAUUGUAAGCCACAACAUUUGUCCAAGGACUCAGCUGCCCAUUCACCACCAUAUAUCGUUAACAGAGUUAAUAAUACCGCAGCUGUUUCGUGGAGCCAUUGAUAUAAUCUCCUGAUCCUUUUUGCCAUCACUUGUGAAAAGAUCCCCAAGGUACCUAAACUCUUCCACUUCAGGCAGCUGCCCCAUUCUCUCCCAAACUGGAGAGAGACAGCUGUUUUAUCCUGGAAGAAAACCAUCACCUUAGGUUUGUAGGUGCUGGUCUUCUCCCCAACUGCAUUACACUCAACUGCCAACUGGACUAAUGCAUUGCAGAGAUCAUGGUCUCAUAAGACUAACAGAAUUACAUCUCCUGCAGACGGCAACAGUAUGUCCCUACUCUCCCCAGACUGGAUAUUUUUCAAACCCUGACUUUGCCUUGUUAUCUGGUAGAUGAAUUUCACAAAUAGAAGAGAAGAGACUAGAUGCACCCUUAGUAAAGUCUGCUGAUCACAUUGAAUAAGCUGUACUUAACACUAAAAAUGCAAACAACUCUCACACAGUGUCUGAAACCGCUUGUCCCAAGCAGGGUU